Oncorhynchus mykiss (rainbow trout) is the source of this 3149-nucleotide messenger RNA. RefSeq lists its product as uncharacterized. NCBI's taxonomy places the organism in Eukaryota, Metazoa, Chordata, Actinopteri, Salmoniformes, Salmonidae. The record is from RefSeq and is a predicted model, not a curated record. Gene Ontology annotation, molecular function: RNA polymerase II cis-regulatory region sequence-specific DNA binding; DNA-binding transcription activator activity, RNA polymerase II-specific. Gene Ontology annotation, cellular component: nucleus. Gene Ontology annotation, biological process: regulation of transcription by RNA polymerase II.
CCUCAACUGCGUUUCCCCUCCAGUCAGCAGACGGGGAUGUGCGUCUUUCAGGCGACGCUCCCAGCGUGACGUAUAAUCUAGUGGACAGUUCUUCAUAAACAGCUCGUCAACCACUUCGCUAGCUUGCUAGCCAAUACAGCCGAAAUAUUCAAGCUAUUUACACGCUUUCGGUGUAUAUUGACUACUGUGUUUUAGACACACUUCUGUUGUAUAUACUUGUUAAUCUAUUUAAUUUAAUAUUACGUUAUUUUCUAUUAGUCAGCUGGCUGGUUAAAUUAGCACUAGUCAAGCCGCUAAUAAUUAGCUACCUAGCUAACAUCCCCGACCAUGAGUUCCCUAAACUACUCCCCUCCUGUUAAAGAAGAGGUCUGCUGGACGGAGAAAGAAGGUCUGGGGCUGAACAUUGUCGUGAAAGAGGAGAGGGAAGAGGAGGAUGUUACAGUAAAACAAGUAGAGGAUGAGGCUGUUACAGUGAAAGAAGAAGAGAAAGACGUUUCAGUGAAAGAAGAGGAAGACUCGUUCAGAGUGAAAGAGAAGGAAGAUGUUACAGUAAAAGAAGAGGAGGAUGUCGUUUUUGGAGUGAAGAAGGAAGGAGAGAUUACUGUCACAUUGAAAGAUGAAGAGGAGAUAGGAGAUCUGAUUAACACCAGAGAGAUACGGGACUAUAGUGGCUCCUCUCGGGAGCCUCAACAACCUCAUGAUGCUGAAGAGGCAGAGAAAAGUAUUUCCAGAUCAGAACACCUCAAGAAACACCAGCAGAGACCCACAGGGAAGAGAAUUCACUGCUGCUCUGACUGUGGGAAGAGAUUCACCUCAUCAGGCAUUAAAAUUCAUCAGAGAACACACACAGGAGAGAGACCUUAUAACUGUGUUCAAUGUGGGAAGGGUUUUACUCAGUCAACCAGCCUGAUAUCACACCAGAGAAUACACACAGGAGAUAAACCUUAUAGCUGUGGUCAAUGUGGGAAGAGUUUUAGUCGAUCUGGCUCUCUGACUCAACACCAGAGAAUACACACAGGAGAGAAACCUUAUAGAUGUGGUCAAUGUGGGAAGAGUUUUGGUCAAUCUUGCCAUCUGACAUUACACCAGAGAAUACACACAGGAGAGAGACCUUAUAGCUGUGGUCAAUGUGGGAAGAGAUGUACUACAUCUGGCCGGCUGACAUUACACCAGAGAACACACACAGGAGAGAAACCUUAUAGCUGUGUUCAAUGUGGGAAGAGAUGUACUACAUCUGGCACUCUGACUCUACACCAGAGAAUACACACAGGAGAGAAACCUUAUAGCUGUGGUCAAUGUGGGAAGAGUUUUGGUCAAUCUGGCCACCUGAAAAUGCACCAGAGAAUACACACAGGAGAGAAACCUUACAGCUGUGGUCAAUGUGGGAAGAGUUUUGGUCGAUCUGGCCAGCUGACAUCACACCAGAGAAUACACACAGGAGAGAGACCUUAUAGCUGUGGUCAAUGUGGGAAGAGUUUUACUACAUCUGGCACUCUGACUCUACACCAGAGAACACACACAGGAGAGAAACCUUAUAGCUGUGGUCAAUGUGGGAGGAGUUUUGGUCAAUCUGGCCAGCUGAUAAUACACCAGAGAACACACACAGGAGAGAAUCCUUACAGCUGCGAACAAUGUGGGAAGAGAUGUACUACAUCUGGCUCUCUGACUCUACACCAGAGAACACACACAGGAUUGAAACCUUAUAGCUGUGGUCAAUGUGGGAAGAGUUUUGGUCGAUCUUGCUCUCUGACUCUUCACCAGAGAAUACACACAGGAGAGAAACCUUAUAGCUGUGGUCAAUGUGGGAAGCGUUUUGGUCGAUCUGGCCAUCUGACAUCACACCAGAGAACACACACAGGAGAGAAACCUUAUAGCUGUGAUCAAUGUUACAAGAGAUACUCUGAUAAAAGAUCUCUGAUCAAACAUCAGAAAAUACAUACAUGAAGGAGUUAUUUUGUGAUAUCAGUGAAUUUAUGUCACAAAGGUAUUUCACAAUGUAGAACCCUAAACGUUUGCCCCAUUCAAUUGAUUUCAGCGUGAUAUGGAUAUUAGUCUUGGGAAAAAUCCAGGCUCUGAAUUGAAAGAGUACUUUUUAUGUGAUUUAACAAAAAGUGACUAACACAAUAAGAGCUGUGUUACACUUACCAUGUCGGUGACCCACUUGAAUCAAAAUGCAACAGUUUAAAAUGUGGCCAGCUGUUUUCUACAAAUUGUCCUCUAACCAGUGAUGUUAACAUUAGUCCCAGAUGUUGUGUGGGUUUUGAUCUUUUAGUUUUAACAGAACGUGCAACCUCAUCUCCCUCCUGUCACACAAUUGAUUUCAACAUGAUAUCAAUGAGUGAUGACAAAUAAGUGUUGCGUUCCUUUGUUUAGCGACCCCUACAUUUAAAUGCAUCACUCCAAAAUGUAGCUGACUGUCUUCUGCAGAUUGUCCUCUAACCAGUGAGAUAAAAGAUAUCUCCCAUGUCCAUGUUUUUUUUUAGUUGUGUUAGUUUCAACAGCACAUACAACCUGAUUUCCCCCCUAAUCGAUAUCAGUGAUUUAUUUCUACUUGUCAAAACAACAGCGUUUUUGGUUCUUCUGCAGUUAAUAAGGUGCUUGGUUGUUUUUUUAAAUACGAUUAUUGCGGCAGAUGUUUGUGUAUAUAGUACAUUUUAUGUUUUCAAUUUAUCACAAACUGCUUUUGCAUUUGGACUAUUGAUUUGGACACGUUAAGACUGUGACAUUGGGGCUAUCCCACUUAGCAAAAUGUUAUUGAAAAUAAGACUAUGCCCGAUCUACAAUAUAAGUUUGGUUUUAGUUGAAAGUGAAAGUUGAAAAGAAGACAAUUUAAUUUCAAUGUACUUGCAGCCUAUACACCUGAACGCAGUAUAAUAAAUCUAUAAUCAGUUUUAGGGACAGGGGUCCAGCUAGUUAUACACAUGGACGCAGUAUAAUGAAUUGAGUCUAUAAUCAGUUUAGGGACAGGAGUCCCGGUAGUCAUGGUAAUAUGGAUCCGCUAGAGGGACAACUUCCUGUUGGAAUAUAUCAUCAUAAAUAUUAUGGAUUUUAACAAGCUUAAAUUCUUGUUAAUCUAACUGCACUGUCUGAUUUACAGUAGCUAUUACAGCGAAAACAUGCCAUGCGAUUGUUUGAGGACGGCGCCCGAC